Messenger RNA from Solanum pennellii, 2329 nucleotides. RefSeq lists its product as uncharacterized. NCBI's taxonomy places the organism in Eukaryota, Viridiplantae, Streptophyta, Magnoliopsida, Solanales, Solanaceae. The coding region runs from base 116 to 1432 and encodes 438 amino acids. The record is from RefSeq and is a predicted model, not a curated record. The transcript has 15 exons.
GUAAACAUAUUCAUCGAAACCAAUACUCGUUCCCGUGCUUCUGUGUUGAAGCUGCUAUAAACCAGAAGGGUGAAGAAGACGAAGACAGCAAAAAUCUUAGAGUAACCCCAAAAGAAUGGAUGGAUUGAGGAAGCUAGAAAAUGUACAGAAAAUUAUACAAAUGAUGGGGUCUCACGGUAUCAUUAGUUCUUCUAGCAACACCCAUAAUGCCAGCUCUCUUCGUUUUCUUGCAGAUGUAGUCCUUCUUUUGGUAUCGCGAUGCUGUGAACUUGACAUUGGUGCCAAGUGCCAAUUGAUUAUUGACCAUGUGCCAAAGUUUUCACAUGCUUUCCUUGAGGAAGCAUUGCAGUGUGCUAGUGAGCAAGGUGUUGAACAAAAGGUAAAUACCGGUCCACUUGAUUGUGGUGAUAAGAUUAUACCGGAUCCAUCUAAAAUGGGAUCCGAGGAUAUGCCAAUGAUUGGGCUUGAUGCUAUGCAACGAGCUAAUUCUACUUUAGAAGAUUUUUGCAGGUCUUAUUUUAUGUUUCACAAAAUGGAUCCUCACCAACCUCAGUCUAUGUUCAGAUACCUACCGAUACUUUCAUUUACUGAAAGUUACAUUUAUCAGGAGAUACUUUCCUUAUUAACAACCGUGACUUCUUUCCUCUGCUGUUCACUCCUUUUUCUCCCCCUUUGCUUUGUUUGGGUAAAAAGGACACUACGGUUGGAUAAUUUAAAUGAGAAACUGUUGCAGCCAUCAGUGGGGAAGGACCAAUCGUCAUAUCGUGAAUACAGUGUGGAAGAAAGCUGGGAGCUUACAUAUGUGAGAAUGAUGACCAAUGAUCCGUUUAGACCUCUUUCUAUUUUACUUCAGCAGCAUGGGCUUUUGACAGACAGGGUAAGAGAAGAGUUUAGUGGUGGAGUAGAAUAUUGGUCUCUGGAGAGAAAGCUGUGUCAUGCACUUGGGAUUAAACGAGAGAUUUCAGUUGAAGAUGUCAUGAAGGCAAUUCAUCUGAAGUCCUUUGAUUACCGGGUGCUGAAUCUUCUGUUGUAUCAACUAAGAGGUGAAAAGGUCAAUGAUAUGCAUAUGGAGUUUUUGACGAUAUCGGAGUUUCUUGUGGAGAUAUCCGAUGACUUGUUUGACUAUGAGGACGAUGUGUUAGAGAAUAGUUUCAAUAUUCUGCGCAUGUUCAACGGAAUUUAUGGGGCUUCUACAGCACCAACCAUGCUGGCAAAAGUUAUAACUGAAGCUGAAGAGAAGUAUGAGAAUCUUUUGAAAGCUCUCGAUUCCGAGCUCUCUCUGAAGUAUCAGAAGAGAUGUGAAGAAGCUACUAAAGAAGGCGGGAAGACGUCAGGUCCAUCUCUUGGAACAUGGAGUAUACCUUCUGUUAUUGAAGACGAGGAACUAUAUCGAUCUGAUGUUAUGAAUUCGAAGCCAUCACAAAAUACUUGACAGCAGUCCAACCCUACCAGCCAGAAACCACAAAAAUGGCAGCUGAAACAACGUAAAUCUGCAUAAACGAAAACAAAAAAAGACUAUCUGGAGGUCAGCAUCUAAUCCUCCUCAUCUACCAUCAUAGAGGCUUCCCUUUUUGUCUCUUGAUCCCUCAUUCCCCUCGAAAAGAGGCUCGCUUCUGAUUAGCUAGUUGGGUAGUAUUAUUCAAGAUUGCUAACAACUAAACAACAACAAAUCUAGUGUAAUCCUAUGAGUGAGGCUUUAUGUUCUACACCUCUUUAUUAAAAGAGAAAAAAACACUAGGUCAUUUCUUCCUCCCUUCUGCCUAAGCCUUGGCGAUGGAGUCACCAAGUACCUGUACUAGUGAAAGGUAACAUGUACUCCAUAGAAUAGUCGUGGUGCACGACAAGCUAGUCUGAACACCACCAUCACAAGAAAAAAAAGUUUAUGCUUAUUUAUCAAAAAAAGUGAAAAGAUUUCUACUUCAUGUUCUAAAACCAGGAGUUAAGGUAUUUUGAACAAUUUUUGCAUUGUUGUACAUUAUUUAUUUCGUUGUGGUGGACACAGAUUAUGGUAGAAGGUCACAAAAUGCUUUGUCUUGCUUUACCAUGGUUUCUUCACUUCAGAUUUUUCCUUUUCUGAAUUGCUUUGAUUUCCUAAGAUAAGGGUAAAGUCUGUGUUCACUCUACCCUCCCGAGACCCCUCUUACGGAACUACACUGGAUAUGUUAUUGUCGCUGUACAUUAUUUAUUUGGAUUUGGCAACAAAUGAUAAUAUCCACUGGUGCUGGUGUGAAAAUGAGGACACUCAACAUGUGAGUGAAGAUGUAAAAUUUAUGUUUGUAUGCAAAAUAUUCUUUGAAGAUCUGACAUGAAUUGGCAUUUUAUCAAAAAA